AACGGCAAAAAAAAAAAAAAAACAUCAGAAGAAGAAUGUUUGUUUAUGUUGUUGCUGUUGAAAACGUCUACUCUGUAUAGAUCAGUGGCAAAACCUGCUUUCUGUCCGAUUCCCGUCUUCAUUUUGUAUGACGGAGGACGUAGACACGCCGAGACGCGCUCGCCUCACUGAUUGGCUGAUCCUCUGAUUCAUUUGCAUAUGACGCUCAGACAUAAAUACGGAACUCUCGUGUUGAAAGAAGCUAUUUUCUGCUGCGCAACACGGACCAGAGAUUCGCUCUUACACGCUGUUUCUGGCCGCAAUGUCGAUGACAGUGAAAGCAUACGUUAUCGGUAAGGACGACUGCCACAAGGAGAUCCGCCGCUUCGGCGUGGAUCAGGACGUCUCAACAAGUUUUGAGUAUUUGAAGCAAAAAGUGCUGGAUGUUUUUGUCGGUCUCAGGAAUGCGCCCUUUCAAAUGUACUACAAAGAUGAAGAUGGUGACCUGAUUGCUUUCUCCUCUGAUGAUGAGCUAAUGAUGGGGUUGUCUCUUGUGAAGAAUGACACCUUCCGUCUCUACAUCAAGCAAAAAAAGGAGCACAAACAUGAUUCCUCACCUCACGGGAGCUUUGGGUUCUCAUUCAGCCCGCCUCAUGGAGCCCCCCACUUUAGCCCCCCAGGUUUUAAUCAUAUGGGUCCACCUCCAAUGGGACCCCAAGCACCUCCUCAUAUGGGUCCUCCUCCCCAUCAUCACCCUCCUCCUCCACAGUUCCAUCAGAUGCCGCACCCAGGGGUGACCUGUAAGGGGUGCGAUGGGCCAGUAACUGGAACACGUUUCAAGUGCACCAUUUGCCCUAAUUAUGACUUGUGCUCCUCCUGCCAGAGCACAGGCCUCCACAAGGAGCACAUUCUCCUGCCCAUCUUUCACCCAAUCCCCGACAUGUCUGAGUGGUUCCCUAAUGGGAAAUUUUGGCCCAAGAUGAGACACUGCAAGUGGGCAAAUGCUCAGGCUCAGGGCUCCAACCAGGCUCAUGCUUAUGCUCAAGCUCAGGCCUCAAACCAGGCUCAGCCAGGUCCAUCUGGAGCCCAGCAAAACGAGGAUGCUUCUGAAAACAUGGAAGAGAACGGUGGUACUGCCUCUUCCCAGGCUAAUAUGGAGUACCUGAAGAACAUUGGAGUGGGAGUGGCGGCCAUGUUGAACCCCUUUGGCAUAGAUGUGGACAUCGACGUUGAGCAUGAUGGGAAGCGGACCAAAUUUACAGCAAGUCAUCCUGCCUCCAGUGGGCCACGUAGUGCUCGGAGUGAGAGCGGCUCCAGUGGGUCUGGUCCAGGAAGUCAGCCCACUGAAGAGAGCAACAGUGAGGGAACAAAGAAACAACAAAGAAGUGAUGAGGAAUGGACUCAUCUCAGCUCUAAAGAGGUGGACCCCUCCACAGGAGAGCUUCAGUCUCUCAGGAUGGAGGUGGAUGGGACCGAUCCUUCAGCCACGCCAAGUACAGACUCCAGCACAAGCACCUCGCAGGGUCCCAGUGGUCUGCGCAAGGCAGCUCUCUACCCACACCUUCCUCAAGAUGCAGACCCCAGGCUGGUGGAGUCUCUUUCUCAGAUGCUCUCCAUGGGCUUCACCGACGAGGGUGGAUGGCUGACCAGACUGCUCCACACUAAGAAUUUCGACAUCGGAGCUGCCCUGGAUACCAUCCAGUACUCCAAACCCGGCUCACAGAAGUAGAGAAGGAGCACGGGAAUCAAGAAGACCUGGGCCAUACCCAACGCUGUUUGAAACCUCUGGCCUAUUUUCUAUUAUCGGUCUUUGCAUACUUUUUCAAUAACAAAUUAUUUACGUAAAUGUUAUCAACAAUAUCAAUUACUCAGGUGACUAGCACAUAGUUAUGUUAAUUUUUGGGCUUUUAUGCAAAAUGGAUAUAUUUAACAUUUGUCAUUAGCAUUACACUUCAUAUUAUUAAGAUCAUUGUCAUCAUAUGCAUAUUACUUAUAUAAGUAGAUAUCUACAUUUGUGUGAUUUUUCUAUUUGCAUUUACAUAACCAAGAGUCAGACGAAGCAGAAACCUGGGGGUAUUUUUAUUGUUAGUUUGAAUGAGCAGAUGGAAUCGGGUAAAUGUUACUGUAGGUCUUCUAAAAUUCCUGUCCUUUCUAUACACAAUAAAAUGCAAAAAAAAAUAAAUAAA
Messenger RNA from Carassius carassius (crucian carp), 2165 nucleotides. Its product is annotated as sequestosome-1-like. Gene Ontology annotation, molecular function: zinc ion binding; K63-linked polyubiquitin modification-dependent protein binding; protein kinase C binding. Gene Ontology annotation, cellular component: amphisome; aggresome. Gene Ontology annotation, biological process: aggrephagy; mitophagy; endosome organization. Lineage: Eukaryota; Metazoa; Chordata; Actinopteri; Cypriniformes; Cyprinidae. The coding region runs from base 302 to 1708 and encodes 468 amino acids. The record is from RefSeq and is a predicted model, not a curated record. The transcript is spliced from 9 exons.